Messenger RNA from Argiope bruennichi, 2264 nucleotides. RefSeq names its product RNA cytosine-C(5)-methyltransferase NSUN2-like (gene Nsun2). The transcript is spliced from 21 exons. Gene Ontology annotation, molecular function: tRNA (cytidine-N5)-methyltransferase activity; tRNA binding. The coding region runs from base 87 to 2204 and encodes 705 amino acids. The record is from RefSeq and is a predicted model, not a curated record. Gene Ontology annotation, biological process: tRNA methylation. NCBI's taxonomy places the organism in Eukaryota, Metazoa, Arthropoda, Arachnida, Araneae, Araneidae. Gene Ontology annotation, cellular component: cytoplasm; nucleus.
UGUAUCGUAAUCGUAAUCUGAUUUCAUUUUGUGCACAAAAUUUGGAAAAUAUUAUUUCAAAUAAAUUUUGUUUAACAUCGUACAACAUGGGGAAAGGACGGAGAAAGCAUUUUCGACGAAAGCGGGACCAAGACAAACAAUCUGAAAAUAAGAAAACGGAGGGAAGGGGCCUUAGAACUGCUUACAAAGAUAUAAUAAAAGAAAAUGCAAAUUUUGAAAAGUAUUAUAAAAUUCAAGGCAUUGUACCACCAGAGGAAUGGGAUAGUUUCAUGAAGAGCCUUAGAGAACAUCUUCCUGCAACAUUCCGUAUAACAGGAUUCAGAGGUCAGGCUAAAGCUCUGCUUAACAUAAUUAAAGGAAAAUAUUUUCAAGAUUUAAUGAAUAUUAAAGAUGACAGUGCUGAUUCCUAUAAGCCAUUCAGUCUACCAUGGUAUCCUGAUGAAUUGGCAUGGCAAAUGAAACUAUCACGUGUCACUAUUAGGUCUUCUGAAUCUCUCAGACAGUUACAUAAUUUUCUAGUCUCUGAAACUGAUACGGGCAAUAUAAGUAGACAAGAAACAGUUAGCAUGAUUCCUCCUUUAUUACUAGGUGUAGAAUCGCAUCAUAAGGUUUUUGAUAUGUGCGCUGCUCCUGGUUCUAAAACUGCACAACUCAUUGAAUUUCUUCAUAAAGAUGAAGAAAAGAUACCAAAUGGCUUAAUUGUUGCGAAUGAUUUGGACAAUAAAAGAUGUUAUAUGCUUGUUCACCAAGCAAAGCGCCUCAACAGUCCGUGUCUUAUGAUUACAAAUAAUGAUGCUGCAAAUUUCCCAAAUAUUAAGAUAAAGGAGGGCGAAAAGCUUGUUAAUCUGAAGUUUGAUAGAAUCUUAUGUGAUGUUCCCUGCAGUGGUGAUGGAACACUUCGUAAAACGGCUGAAAUUUGGAACAAGUGGAAUGCAGCUAAUGGCAAUAAUCUGCAUGGGUUACAGUUACGUAUAUUGAGACGUGGCUUGGAGCUUCUUUCUGAUGGGGGCCGAAUUGUGUAUUCCACAUGUUCAUUGAAUCCUGUUGAAAAUGAAGCUGUCAUUGCAACUAUGCUUCAAGAAGCUAAAGGAUCAGUGGAGCUGCUUGAUGUUAGGUCAUCUUUACCUGGUUUGAAGUCUAAGCCAGGACUUUAUCAUUGGAAAGUUACUAAUAAAGAAUUGGAAGCAUUUGAAAAAUUUGAAGAAGUGCCUGAAAAAAAUCUGACUCAUAUACGUCCUCAUAUGUUCCCUCCAUCUGCAGAAGUAGCCAAAGAAUUGCAUUUAGAGCAUUGUAUACGAAUUUUACCACAUCAUCAAGAUACUGGUGGAUUCUUUGUUGCUGUCCUCCAGAAAAAUUCAAAACUACCUUGGUUAAAAGAUACAGAUAAUACUGAAGAAAAUUCAAAUCGAAGUCCUCCACCAAAAAAGAGAAAAAUAUGGGGUUACAAAGAAGAUCCAUUUGUAUUUUUAGAAGAUACAGAUGAACUCUGGCCUGAAAUGAAACAAUUUUAUAAAUUGAGUGAUUUUCCUACAUCUCAGCUUUUGAGUCGAAAUAAGGAAGGUAAAAAGAGGAAUAUUUAUUUUACUUCGGAACUAGUAAAAAAUAUAAUUCAAGAAAAUAAAGAUAAUGUGAAGAUAAUUAAUACUGGUGUUCGUAUAUUUUGCCGAAGUGAAAAUAAAGACACAACUUGUAAAUAUCGUCUUACGCAAGAGGGUAUAUCAACAAUCCUUCCUUUUAUGAGUGAACGAAAGAUGGACAUUAAAGUUGAUGAUUUGAUUGUUUUACUGACUAAUGAGUACCCAGCACAUACACUCUUCACAGAAGAAACACAGAAAAAAUUAGCUGAAACAAAAUCUGGUUGCCUUGUUCUAUGUUAUACUGGAAAUGAAGGAGCUGAGGAUGAAUUUAAAAUAGAGCUUUGUGGAUGGAAAGGAAAUCAAACUCUGAGAUGUUAUAUCCCAAAAGUUGGAAGAGCUCAUUAUUUAAGGAUAUGUGGAUACGAUGUUUCACAGUUUGAAAUGAGAGAGAAAAAGAAAUUCAAAAUAAAAGAUGAAAAUGAAGAUGGCACAGUAGAGGAAGAUGAUACAGAAAUGCCAGUUGAAGAUCAAGACACUGCAGCUGACAUGUCUGAUAAGGUAAAUGAGCUAGGCAUUAAUGGAGCUUCAAUCAAAACCACAAAUGAAGAGUUGACUGUAAAAAGUUGAUUAUUGUAUGCAAUAUGCACGUGAAAAAAAUAUAUUUAUUUUAUAAAAAAAAAUAUUUAU